Molecule: messenger RNA, 2012 nt
Organism: Bursaphelenchus xylophilus (pine wood nematode)
Lineage: Eukaryota; Metazoa; Nematoda; Chromadorea; Rhabditida; Aphelenchoididae
Source: the annotation of a GenBank genome assembly
AUGGCCAGGGUUGGGCCCUGGGCACAUAUUGUUCAUGACAGGCGUCUUCGAGCGGCCGUUUUGGCAUUCCUGCCCAUUUUCCUAUCACUACUAUUUUUGGAACGACUAAACUCAUGGAUUUUCACAUUGGCAGUUAUCCUCGUAACCGCAGUGAUGUCCUAUUUUGUUACCGAUGCACAUUACAUUCAGUAUUCUGGACAGGCAUUCAUCUGUGGUCUUCUGGCUGGGUACAGUAUUUGCGUGCAACUUUUUGGAACAAGCUACACGAUGGUUUUCUUCACAAGGUACACCUUGAUGCUAACCUUGUUCCAUUUUUCCGAAUUCGUGUUUACUGCUUUGACGAACAACGAGAAUCUGAAGGUUGACAGUUUCCUUUGGAAUCAUUCGUUGGAGUAUUGGGUUGCAGCGAUCACGUCUUGGCUAGAGUUUGGACUUGAAUCAUUGUUUGUACCUCAACUCUUAGUGAACUACGUUAGUUUAUUUGGUAAGUAGUUUUUUGCGCUCUAAACUUCCUGAUCUAUUGCUUAUCACAAGAAAAAUGGACAUAUUUUAGGUGUUUUAAUUUGUCUGACCGGUGAAGUGAUAAGAAAAUUGGCCAUGUGGCAUGCGAGUACCGCAUUCACUCAUCUGAUUGCCAUACGAAGAAACAAGGGCCAUAAUCUGAUAACGAAUGGAAUCUACAGUGUCGUCCGUCAUCCUGGUUACCUUGGCUGGUUUUUGUGGUCUAUUGGAACUCAAAUUAUUCUUUGUAAUCCUUUCUGUCUUAUGGCCUAUGCGUAUGUUUCUUAUCGGUUCUUCGACGAUCGAAUAUACGAAGAAGAACGAUAUCUUUUAGAAUUUUUUGGUAAAAGAUAUCGGGAUUAUAAACGCCGUGUACCGUCUGGAAUACCAGGUAUCUAUGGGUAUGAAAUUUCCACUCAAUGAUCUCAACUUUCUUAAUAAUUUUUAAGUACGUUUUGAAUAAAUUAAUGUAUAAAUAAAGUAAUCGAGUUUUGGGUUUGAAGAUUAUCGUUGUACAAUUUGACUCGUCUGUGACAAUGUAUGUUGCGCUACGUCUCACAACGAAAGAUUAAAUUGGCAUUAUGUUUAAAGCCUACGGUAGGUAGCUCUCCAAUGAGCCUAGAUAUUUGUCGUUCGUUUAUAAAUAAGUUUUCUUCACGUUCUGGGUGGCUGAAUUGAUUUUUUAUGUUUUUCAUAAUGUCUCGCGUUUACCGAUGCAAUUUUUAUUGUGUAAGAUGUUAAUUUUGUCGUUGCAGGGUCAACAUGGGACGUCGUCCCGCUCGUUGUUACCGUUACAUCAAGAAUAAACCGUACCCCAAGUCGAGGUUCUGUCGUGGUGUUCCAGAUGCCAAGAUCAGGAUCUUCGAUUUGGGCCGGAAGAAGGCCACCGUCGAUGAGUUCCCUAGCUGCGUUCAUCUGAUCUCCAACGAAAGAGAGCACUUGUCGUCCGAAGUAAGUUUGCGAAGUAUUUUGCUUUUUUUGGAGGGUUUAGGUUCGAGUGAAACUGAGUUGUGAGAAAUAAGCGCCGUGGACGUAUCUAAUCUGUCUUUUUUUAGGCUUUGGAAGCCGCUCGUAUCUGUGCCAACAAGUACAUGAUAAAGACCUGCGGUAAGGAAGGUUUCCACAUGCGUGUGCGCAAACAUCCCUACCACGUCGUCCGUAUCAAUAAGAUGUUAUCAUGUGCUGGUGCUGAUCGUCUGCAAACUGGAAUGAGGGGUGCCUUCGGUAAACCGCAAGGGCUUGUCGCCCGUGUUGGUAUUGGAGAUAUCCUGUUGUCCGUCAGAAUCCGUGAUCAUCAAGUUGAGCAUGCACUUGAAGCUUUCCGUCGUGCUAAGUUCAAGUUCCCUGGACGUCAAUACGUUGUUGUCUCAAGGAAGUGGGGAUUCACCAAGUUUGACCGUGAAGAUUACGAACAAUACAGAAAGGAAGGACGUGUUGUACCAGAUGGUGUUCACUGCAAGUUCAUUCGAGAACAUGGUCCACUCGCCGAGUGGGUUAACAACCCUAUCUAA